Messenger RNA from Papaver somniferum (opium poppy), 792 nucleotides. Its product is annotated as VAMP-like protein YKT61. The record is from RefSeq and is a predicted model, not a curated record. The coding region runs from base 1 to 678 and encodes 225 amino acids. Gene Ontology annotation, biological process: endoplasmic reticulum to Golgi vesicle-mediated transport. Lineage: Eukaryota; Viridiplantae; Streptophyta; Magnoliopsida; Ranunculales; Papaveraceae. Gene Ontology annotation, cellular component: Golgi apparatus. The transcript has 3 exons. Gene Ontology annotation, molecular function: SNAP receptor activity.
AUGGAAAAGACGUGUAAUACUGAGCCUGUGAUCAAAUUGACUCGUUUUGAAGAAGCAAAUACAAUUCAGAAUUGUAACGUAGGGAAUCCAUCGUCUUCGUCUUCAUCAACAACAACAGUAGAACCAAAUCCAAUAAUACUAGCAAACGCGUGUGAUGUAAGUACUUUUGGGUUUUUCAUGAGAAGUGGUGUUCGUGAGUUCAUUGUUUCUGUGGGUCGUGAUGUUGCUAAAGGUACUCUUCCUGGACAACGUAAAUCUGUUCAACAUAAAGAAUACAUGGUCCAUUCUUACAACAGGAACGGAUUAUGUGCGUUGGGAUUUAUGGAUGAUCAUUAUCCUGUGCUUAGUGCUUUCUCCCUUCUUCACAAGGUGCUGGAUGAAUAUGAGAAGAAUUUCGGCCACUCUUCGAAAACUGCACUGGCGGAUGCAACUCAACCAUGGCCUUAUCUGACUGAAGCUCUGACUAAAUUUCAGGACCCUGCUGAGGUUGAUAAAUUUUCGAAUAUUCAGAAGGAGUUGGAUGAGACCAGAUUUUUCCUUCAUCAAACACUCGAUAGGGUGCUAGCAAGAGGGGAGAAGUUUGACAGUUUAGUGGAUAAAAGUUCCGAUCUGAAUGCAGCAUCACAGUUUUUCUAUAAGCAGGCAAAGAAGAAUCGCCAGCGUUGUACCAUAUCAUAGGGACUUGGGGUGACCCCGAGGCAACGGAUGUGUAGUACUCCCUGAAGGAAAAGGAUGGGUUUAAUUUGCAGCUGUUUGCAUUUGUUAUAAAUGUGUUUUUUUUUCUUUCUGAAA